Molecule: messenger RNA, 1219 nt
Organism: Wasmannia auropunctata (little fire ant)
Lineage: Eukaryota; Metazoa; Arthropoda; Insecta; Hymenoptera; Formicidae
Product: odorant receptor 22c-like
Exons: 6
Coding region: 1-1155 (384 amino acids)
Biological process (GO): detection of chemical stimulus involved in sensory perception of smell; sensory perception of smell
Cellular component (GO): plasma membrane
Molecular function (GO): olfactory receptor activity; odorant binding
Source: RefSeq, a predicted model, not a curated record
AUGAGGACGACCACGCUCAGCCGACUGAUCAGGUUCGGCCUCCACAUUUACGGUAUACAGCCGUACGUACCGUCCGCUGUGGUGUUCAGAUUGUACUGGAUCGUAGCGCUGAGCAUAGCCCAAAUCUUUCAAUACCGAUACGUGGUGGUGAACAUUCAUAUGGACGACUUCUCCGAAUACAUGGACGGUGUCAGCAGCGCAAUGACAUCCUCUCUGCUCUACAUUAAGCUCGUUAUCCUUUGGACCCAUCAACGAAUAUUUUUCGAUGUCUCGCAAAUGAUGUCUGCGGAUUGGCACGAUUCCUCGAAACGCUCUAACUCGCGCAUAAUGACGGACGCGGCGAAUCUUGCACGUCGCACUUCGAGAUGGAUCGUCGGCAUGCAAAUUGCCUCCGCAACUUUCUACAGUGCCGGCGUGCUCGCCGCUAAUGCAAACAGUCCCGAGAAAUUAGAGCCGUACGAGCGAGAGCUUAUUCUGAAGAUGGGAUUCCCAUUCAACAUUAGUACUAAUUUUAUUUACACGGUAGUUCAAAGCGUUCAAUUUUAUCAUCUGUUUUUAGUCGCCUGGGGCAUUACGAUUAUCAAUUCACUUCUUGUCACCCUGAUACUUCACAUCUGCGGUCAAAUCGACAUUCUUCGAGAAUGGUUGACGAAAAUCUUUUCUAAAAAUUCAGCGGAUUUGAUGGACAAAAUUACAAUGCGAUCGUUGAUUAUAAAGCACCAGCGAAUUAUUGUAUUUGCGGAAAAUAUCGAGACCCUCUACACGUACAUCGCAUUAAUGAUGCUUUUAUCUGACACAAUCAUUACAUGCUGCUUAGGAUUUAUUAUCGUUAGCUCACUUGGCACACCCAAUGUUGUAGCGAUUUUGGUGAAAUCCGUAAUAUUCUACAUCUCGAUGAACGCCGAGGCAUUCAUAUACUGCUUCUGCGGUGAAUAUCUGAGCGCCAAGAGCAAAAUGAUUGGAAGCGCGGCGUACGAUUCUCUAUGGUACGAUUUUCCAGCCAAAGAAAGUCAAACUGUACUGUUCCUCAUUGCGAGAUCGCAGAAAAGAUUGACGAUCACGAGCGGAAAAAUUGUCGACCUUACACUGGAACGAUUUACUAGCGUAUUAAAGGCAUCGUUGUCGUAUAUAUCAGUGCUAAUGGCGAUGUAUUGAAGACAAAUAGGUAAUGUAUUGUAACAUAAAGCAAUAAAGUGUGCACAAAGUAGAAUUUAAUAAC